Molecule: messenger RNA, 719 nt
Organism: Porites evermanni
Lineage: Eukaryota; Metazoa; Cnidaria; Anthozoa; Scleractinia; Poritidae
Source: the annotation of a GenBank genome assembly
AAAGCUUGCAACUUCGACUUCGAAGCGGGCUUACAUGGUUGGAAAAAGACUGGAACAGCAUUUAACAAUCAACCUACCUACGGUGAUAACCCAACAGCUCGCAAAAGAGGACAACCAGCCAAACAGCAGGGUGACUGGUGGAUCGGAGGGGCCGAAAACAGGCCAUCCAAGGCAGCAACCCCUGGGGCACUUCAGGGAGAUGGUCCCCAAGGAACUCUUGUUUCCCCGUUCUUUAAGAUCGUUGGCAAACGGAUCUCAUUCAAGAUUGGAGGAGGCUGUGACAUAAAGACAGUUCGUGCUGAGUUGAUCGUUGAUGACCAAGUAAGACAGUCUUUCAGAAUUGCUUUUAGUUUUGUAGUUUGGUUGUGGGGCGGGAAUAUUUUCUCAUUUUAACUUCAAACACGGUGGGUAAUAUCACAAUAGGUGCAACAACUAGUGAUUCACAGGAGGACAUUUUAUGUUCCUUUAUACUCACUUAAGCUUGUCAACAGUUCAGGAGUGGUUGCGUUGCGUACAAGAAGUUCAAAUAUGUUUCUCGUUUUCAGGUUGUCAAAAGUUCUACUGGUUCAUGUUCUGAAACAAUGUCUCGCAAAUUCUGGGAUGUUCAAGCCUUUGUUGGUCGAACAGCACGUGUCAAGUUAGUGGACUUCAGCAGUGGAGGAUGGGGUCACAUCAAUUUUGAUGACCUCAGAGGCGAUAUUAGUUGUGGGCAAAUAUAA